Thamnophis sirtalis is the source of this 833-nucleotide messenger RNA. Lineage: Eukaryota; Metazoa; Chordata; Lepidosauria; Squamata; Natricidae. The record is from RefSeq and is a predicted model, not a curated record.
GGCCCAGGUUCCUCCCCAACUUCCUCACUGUCCGAAUCUGCUGCCAGCUCUGCUUGUCACUGGGGAGCCACAAAAUUAUGUUUGUGGGUACGAUCAGAAAAAUGUUUUUCUAUGUUUUUCAAGGUUUACUCAUGCUGAUUGGCUGGCUGCAAGGGAAACAUCUCCUUGAUAUGUUCACCAUUGGAGUGAGCUUGGCGGUGGCUGCCAUCCCCGAAGGCCUGCCCAUCGUCGUCACGGUGACGCUAGUACUGGGCGUCUUGAGAAUGGCCAAGAAGCAAGUCAUCGUGAAGAAGUUGCCCAUAGUGGAAACUCUAGGUGAGUCGGAACAAUCCCAUGUGGUGGGUAAAACUGGUAAUAAUAGGGAAUAUCCUGCAAUUGAAUUUACUAGCACCCAGGUUAAUUCAACUGUGACAGUUUCUAUUAUUUUAAUUAAGGUGAUUCCAUGAGCGCUGAUAUUAAUUUUAAAGUUUGCCCUUCGUCUUCCGGGUUCUCCCCAUUACGAAUAGAACUGUACGUAGCUAUUUUUGAAAGCAGUAUUCGUUUAAAAUUAUCAGAUUGGCUUGAAUUUCUGUGGUGGGAUAUGUUAAAAUACUUCUUGGUAGUAUAUGGAGCAAAUUUUUCAUUUGCAAAAACACUAAAGAGCUUUAAAGUUUGGCAAUACAUUUCUUCAGAGACUUGCAUUUGCAAAGGGAUGGAUACGCCAAUAAAGAAUCUGAAAAAGGAGAAAUGUUCAGAUUUAAUUUUUUCCUUCAUAGUUAAUUGAAGGAAUGUAUUUUAAAUGCAUGAGCAGCACUCACAUAUUUUAAAAAUUGCACACUUCUUUCUCGCUUCCU